AUGGCAGCAAUUCAAAAAAUAAUCGACAUAAAUAAGCGCGAGCUUGAAGCCAAUGUCAGUGACUCGGCUUCGUGGCAUGCAGAUUAUCGUGACACAUCGUAUAUUUAUGUGGGGUACCUUCCGCUUGAGCUCGAAGAGAAAGAUAUCGUAGCCAUAUUCUCUCAGUAUGGCAAUCCUACACACAUAAACUUGGUACGAGAUCGAGAAACUGGAAAGUCGAGGGGUUUCUGCUACUUGAAAUAUGAAGAUGUAAGAUCUUGUGUGUUAGCAAUUGACAAUUUCAACGGAGUGCAGUUAUUGAACAAGAGAAUAAAAGUGGACCAUGUAUACUAUAAGCUUCGAGAAGGACAAAACGAGGACGAUUUCUUGGUCCAUUACGAUACGGUGAAGGAAAUUGAACCAGAAAAUGACAUAAAGUUACUAGAGUAUAAAGAUACGAAUAACGUUGAAGAUGCGGACGACGAGUUUAAAGAUCCAAUGGAGGCGUACAUUGCAGAAAGGAAACAAACCGAGAAGAAACGAGAGAGACACCGACAUAGAGACAGAAGUAAGCACAGUUACAGAAAGAUAAAUGAAGACACUCACAGAAAACAUGAAGACAGACAAGAAAAUCGAAAACGUUCACGAAGCCCCAGUCCUCAUUAG
Molecule: messenger RNA, 645 nt
Organism: Meyerozyma guilliermondii ATCC 6260
Lineage: Eukaryota; Fungi; Ascomycota; Pichiomycetes; Serinales; Debaryomycetaceae
Product: U2 snRNP complex subunit
Exons: 1
Coding region: 1-645 (214 amino acids)
Biological process (GO): mRNA splicing, via spliceosome
Cellular component (GO): precatalytic spliceosome; U2 snRNP; catalytic step 2 spliceosome
Molecular function (GO): RNA binding
Source: RefSeq, a predicted model, not a curated record